Messenger RNA from Fusarium tjaetaba, 1662 nucleotides. RefSeq names its product general amidase. Bases 1 to 1662 code for a protein of 553 amino acids. The record is from RefSeq and is a predicted model, not a curated record. The transcript is spliced from 6 exons. Lineage: Eukaryota; Fungi; Ascomycota; Sordariomycetes; Hypocreales; Nectriaceae.
AUGGAUAAAAGCUCGUGGGAGUCUCGAGCAGCAGCCAAGCGCGCCGCCACCCUAGACAAGAUCCCUCCAGAAUGGAGAUUAUCCUCAGAGGACCUCGAACGAGCUCAAAGCCAACGCGACAUCACGGGAUCUUUUAUUGAGCAAUUACUUGACGAAGACACAGUUUCUAUCACGGCUCUUAAGACUGUUGAGAUUUUGAAUGCUCUAUCGGAACGAGAACUCCCGGCGACAAAGGUCGUGAGGGCAUUUUGUCAACGAGCAGCGGUCGCUCAUCAAAUCAAUAAUUGCCUUCAUGAAAUCUUCUUCGAUCAAGCACUCGAACGCGCCCGGUAUCUGGACGAUUACUUCGCCAAACAUGGAAAGACGCUCGGACCACUUCAUGGUCUACCUAUCAGUCUCAAAGAUCAAUUCCACGUCAAAGGCGUUGAUACAACAAUGGGCUACGUUGGAUGGAUAGACGGUAAUCUGGGUAUUGACUCUGAUGAGUCUCACACGGUAGAAAGCCAGAUCGUUAGCGAGCUACUCUCCCUCGGAGCAGUGCUAUACUGCAAAACCAGCCUACCCCAAACCCUUCUCUUCGGUGAGACAAAGAACAACAUCAUCGGCCAGACCCUAAACCCAAUAAAUCAGAACUUAUCUUGCGGUGGGUCCUCAGGUGGUGAAGCAGCGCUCAUGGCACUGGGCGGAAGUUCAGUUGGCGUUGGGACAGAUAUCGGUGGAUCGCUGCGAAUACCAGCUGGUUUUUGCGGGAUCUUUUCGAUAAAGCCGACGUCAAACCGACUCAGUUAUCGCGAUGUUGCGAAUACGAAUCCAGGACAGGAUACAUAUCGGUCUACGAUUGGUUUCAUGGGCACGUCGAUUGAUGCGCUGGAGGUGGUGUUCAAGGCUGUUCUUGGUACGGAGCCUUGGUUGAAAGACCCAGCUGUUAUACCGGUUCCGUUUCGAAAAGAGGUAACAGAGUCGUAUCGAAGACGUGCGGAUGAUAAAGGAAAUGUCAAGUUUGGUGAGAGACCACUGAAGAUGGGCGUACUUUGGUGUGACGGUAUGGUUGGAUUACAUCCACCUGUUCUUCGCGGGAUGAAGGUAGUGGUUGAGGCGCUGAAGAAGGCUGGGCACAAGGGAGGAUUUCUCAGCGCAGACGGAGCGCACGACAUCCACCAGCACCUCAAACGAUCCGGCGAACCUCUAAUCCCAGAUUUGCAAGACGGCCUCAAUCUAAAAACCCCAAAAGAAUUACUCAAAUAUCAAGAUCUUACUAUCCAAGGUCUUGAGUACGAGCGGCAGUAUUCCGAUUACUGGAACGCCACCGCCGACUUAGAUGAUCAAAGCGUAGACGCUGUUCUCAUGCCUGUAGCGCCUCAUGCAGCUGUGAUACCUGGAAAGUUCUACCACGGAGCGUAUACUGAUGCGAUGAACUUGACGAAUUACACGGCUGUUGUUAUUCCCACGAUCAGAGCAGAUAAGAGAGUAGAUGUUUUUGAUGAAGGGUAUGAACCGCUGGGUGAGAUGGAUAGGAAGAAUUGGCAAGCUUACGACGUAGAUUUGUAUGACGGAGCUCCAGUAGGCGUCCAAAUCGUAGGCCGAAAGUUCGAAGAGGAGAAAUGCCUAGCCAUAGCUAGAAUAGUCCACGCCGUCGUCCAGAGUGCAAUCAAGACAGUGUAG